Messenger RNA from Pogoniulus pusillus (Red-fronted tinkerbird), 1306 nucleotides. RefSeq names its product steroid 5 alpha-reductase 2 (gene SRD5A2). Gene Ontology annotation, biological process: steroid metabolic process. Bases 42 to 809 code for a protein of 255 amino acids. The record is from RefSeq and is a predicted model, not a curated record. NCBI's taxonomy places the organism in Eukaryota, Metazoa, Chordata, Aves, Piciformes, Lybiidae. The transcript is spliced from 5 exons. Gene Ontology annotation, molecular function: 3-oxo-5-alpha-steroid 4-dehydrogenase activity. Gene Ontology annotation, cellular component: membrane.
CGGUGCCCCACGCUGCCCGGCGUCCCUGCCCGCCCCCAAGCAUGCAGUGCUUCCCCAGCCUGGUGCUGGCGCUCAGCGCGCUGCUGGGCGCCCUGGCGCUGCUGCAGCUCUCGUUGUACCUCCGGGUGCCAUCCUGCUACGGGAAGCACGAGGAGCGGCUGUGCCGGCCGCGGGGUCGGCUGCCAGCGCGCUGCGCCUGGUUCCUGCAGGAGCUGCCCUCCUUCCUGGUGCCCGCGCUGCUGCUGGCCCUGCGCAGCCCGCCCCGCCUCGAGCCGCUCGGCUGCCGCCUCCUCUGCUGCCUCUUCUGCUGGCACUACUUCUACAGGACAUUUAUUUACCCCUUCUUCACGAGAGGCAGACCUUUCCCACUGCAACUGCUUUUUUUUGGCACGUUAUUCUGUAUAUAUAAUGGCUUCCUCCAGGGGUACUACUUGAUUUACUGUGCUGAAUACCCAAACGAUUGGUGCACCGACAUCAGAUUUACAUCAGGCCUCCUCUUGUUUCUGCUGGGAAUGGGAAUCAACAUUCACAGUGAUCUCCUGCUGCGCCAGCUGAGGAAACCCGGGGAAGUCACUUACAAGAUUCCUCAAGGGGGACUCUUCACCUAUGUUUCUGGAGCAAACUACUUUGGAGAAAUUGUGGAAUGGUUUGGGUUUGCCAUAGCAACCUGGUCCCUACCAGCCUUCGCCUUUGCCUUUUUCACUCUUUGCUGCAUUGGGCCACGUGCUUAUCACCAUCACAGGUACUAUCUCAAGACAUUUACGGACUAUCCAAAAUCAAGGAAAGCAUUGGUUCCUUUUGUCUUUUAAUGACUGAAACGUGGACUCUGUGUUCUGGUUUAAGAGGGCUUUUUUCAGUUCCUCCUUGUGAUGUUAGGUGUGACUCUAAUUAAUUGUACAAAUGAUAACCUGGAGUUGCAAGAGACAAGAAAGUAAUUUGCAACUGAAUUUCUUGGUUCUAAUUACAGAGAUAAUGACAGAUAGUGUUGGACAAAGGGGCUACCUGAGCAACAUGUUUGCCUGUGGAAAAUGGAUAUGUAACUGCACUGACAUCAGAGAAAAAGCAUUGACCAAAAACUGAUCCAGAAAAUUAGAAAGUACAAUCCAUGACUUCAGAGGAAGUUUUCAGGAGCCACUCCAAUUUAUAGCACUUCUGCAGCUGCUUCUUCCCGCAUCUAUGCCAUAGCACAUGUGCCCUCACUCUGCUGGCAUUGCCUUAGCUGUUCAUAGAGUCAUAGAAUCAACCAGGUUGGAAGAGACCUCCAAGAUCAGCCAGUCCAACCUAGCACCCAGCCCUAGCCAGUCAA